AUCCAACAUGACAGCAGUAGAUGCAGAGGGCCAGCUGGCCGAUUUGAAGCUCGAUGGCUCAGAAACGCCAGCAAAGCAGAACGGUACAACAGCUACAAAUGGUGCAAGUGGAGACGUAGAAGCGGGCGAAUCCGACGACGAUGAGGCCGACGAGGCGGAGGGGGCGGGUGGAGAGGGAGCUGGCGAAGGAGCAGCGAAGAAAAAGAAGAAGAGAAAGCCGCGCAAGAAGAAGAAGGCUGGCGCAUCUGCCACGCCGGGUGGAGGAGCAAAGGCGCAGACCAAGCCUCCCACACGAAAGGUAUCAGAACUGUUCCCAGAGAACUCGUACCCGAUUGGCGAAGAGGUCGAAUAUAAGAACGACAACGCAUAUCGGACAACAAGCGAGGAGAAGCGCCACCUGGACCGCAUGAACUCGGACUUCUUGACAGAGUAUCGUCAAGCAGCUGAGGUGCAUAGAGAAGUGCGGAAGUAUGCCAAAUCAAUUAUCAAACCUGGCAUGUCUCUCACUGAGAUCGCGGAAACCAUUGAGAAUGGUACCCGUCACCUGACUGGACACAUGGGUCUCGAGGAAGGCGACAACUUGCUUGGAGGUGUGGCCUUCCCAACUGGUCUCUCACUCAAUCACUGCGCGGCACAUUACACUCCUAAUGCAGGCAACAAGAUGAUUCUGAAAGAAGAGGAUGUCAUGAAAGUUGACUUUGGAGUGCAUGUUAACGGCCGCAUUGUCGAUUCAGCUUUCACUGUAGCUUUCCAACCGCAGUACGACAACUUACUAGCCGCCGUGAAGGACGCCACCAACACUGGUAUACGUUUGGCUGGUAUCGAUGCGAGAAUGUCAGAGAUCGGUGAAGGUAUUCAAGAAGCUAUGGAAGCUUAUGAAGUAGAAAUCAAUGGACAGACAUACCCUGUCAAGGCAAUCCGGAACCUGAACGGACAUACCAUCAGUCAAUACAGUAUCCAUGGUGGCUCAGCAGGCAAGUCGGUCCCGAUUGUAAAAGGCGGGUCAAACGAGAAGAUGGAAGAAGGCGAGACAUAUGCCAUCGAGACCUUCGGCUCGACAGGCAAGGGUUACGUGCGCGACGACAUGGAGUGCUCACACUACGCCAAAAUCGCAGACGCGCCAAAAGUCGCGCUGCGGGUCGCAAGUGCAAAGACUCUUCUUAAGUCAAUCGACAAGAAUUUUGGUACUCUACCAUUUUGUAGAAGAUAUUUGGAUCGACUCGGCCACGAUAAAUAUCUUCUUGGGCUGAACAACUUGGUACAGAGUGGCAUUGUACAGGACUACCCACCUCUUGUCGAUAUCAAAGGAUCUUAUACGGCACAAUACGAGCACACUAUCCUGCUCAGGCCGAACGUGAAGGAGGUUAUUUCCAGAGGCGAUGAUUAUUAGGCAGAAUCCAGUGGCAUGUACUUGUGGUCCACAAAAGUGGCAUGAUAUGGCGUUGAUAGCUACCUUACCUACUCGAAUGACAGCUUUCUUGGAUUGUAGCACCG
Sphaerulina musiva SO2202 is the source of this 1494-nucleotide messenger RNA. RefSeq names its product peptidase M24A, methionine aminopeptidase. Gene Ontology annotation, molecular function: metalloaminopeptidase activity. The coding region runs from base 8 to 1390 and encodes 460 amino acids. The record is from RefSeq and is a predicted model, not a curated record. The transcript has a single exon. Lineage: Eukaryota; Fungi; Ascomycota; Dothideomycetes; Mycosphaerellales; Mycosphaerellaceae. Gene Ontology annotation, biological process: proteolysis.